AGCAGUGUGGAGUCAAUAUGGUCAUUUGAAACCAGAGAGCCGCUAAUCCUCUCCUGGAUUUAUACCCUGAAAACCACCUGAAAGCAGGUGCAAGUCUACCCAGUCUACCCAGUCUACCCAGUCUACCCAGUCUACCCAGUCUACCCAUCGGCCAGCAGCUACAUUCACUUCCUGCAAGAGUUUGUGUGCCGUAAAAAUAAUGAAGCGGACGUUUCUCACAGUCGGGAGUGGCCUCAAGGAAAGGAGUAUCGCCAUCAUCUCCUGUCUCAUAUUACUCGUCGUCAUCUUGACUUGUUUAUAUUUGAGAAUUUUAAUGAACAUCUCGCCUGUCGACUACCUGCUGGCGGCCACUGAAGGGUCGCCGAGACAGAGCAUCACAGACGACAGGCUCAACUUUGGAGCGAGACCGCAGGUUCAAACACGCACACUUUGGGAAGCUCCGAUCAUCUGGGAAGGGACGUUUGACGCCGACCUUUACGACCGAACGCACAUCCGAAACCAGUCCUCCGUGGCCCUCACCGUGUUUGCUGUGGGACGGUACCUGGACGCCUACCUCAAGACCUUCCUGACCUCGGCAGAAAAACAUUUCAUGUCGGGAUUACGCGUGACGUAUUACGUGUUCACGGAUCUCCCCGAUAGGAUGCCGGUCGUCGAGCUCGCUCCCCGUCGAAGCCUGAAGGUCAUCCAGGUGGCGAAGCACUCCAGGUGGCAGGACAUCUCCAUGAUGCGCAUGGACGCCAUAUCGAAGGUCAUCGACGCGGAGAUCCGUCACCACUUCACCUACGUCUUCUGCUUCGACGUGGAUCAGGAGUUCACGGGCCGGUUCGGCUCGGAGGCCCUGGGGGAUUCUGUGGCUCAACUCCACGCGUGGUAUUACAACCGCCCACAGAGCGCUUUCACCUACGACAGGAACCCCGAAUCCGAAGCCUUCAUGGACGCCGGAGAUUACUACUACCACGCGGCCAUCUUCGGGGGCGUGUGGGAGAAGGUGAAGGAUUUGGCGGAUCACUGCUUUCUGAAGAUCAUGGAGGACAAGUUGAACAACGUGGAGGCUCUCUGGCACGACGAGAGUCAUCUGAACAAAUACUUCUGGCUUCACAAACCGAGCAGGCUGCUCUCCCCCGAGUACUGCUGGGACCCGCAUAUCCAGGACAAAAGGGACAUAAACGUCACCCGCCUGAUGUGGGCUGAAAAACAUUAUGACUCACUUCGCACCGGGUAGAGUGGCUAGAAGGAGCUACCUUCCAACAGCUGGGAAGGUAAUGGGGAAAUAGCUUAAAUGCUAAACUCAACAUUGACUUUCAUCGCAUAAACAAUCAACAAACAAGAGUGAAGCCGGUGAAACCGUUUUGUUUUGUUGGUGUAAAUAUGAAAUAUGAUUUGAGAGACGUUUGUAAGUUUGAUGCUAACAAAAGCUCAAAAAAGGCGAUUUAUCUCUAUUGUUGGAGUUAGAUUAUGGUGCAUGUAU
Messenger RNA from Cyclopterus lumpus (lumpfish), 1468 nucleotides. Its product is annotated as N-acetyllactosaminide alpha-1,3-galactosyltransferase-like. Gene Ontology annotation, cellular component: vesicle; membrane; Golgi apparatus. Bases 200 to 1222 code for a protein of 340 amino acids. Gene Ontology annotation, biological process: carbohydrate metabolic process. NCBI's taxonomy places the organism in Eukaryota, Metazoa, Chordata, Actinopteri, Perciformes, Cyclopteridae. The record is from RefSeq and is a predicted model, not a curated record. The transcript has 6 exons. Gene Ontology annotation, molecular function: hexosyltransferase activity.